Messenger RNA from Clavispora lusitaniae ATCC 42720, 927 nucleotides. It is a transcript of the gene PHO15, whose product is annotated as 4-nitrophenylphosphatase. Gene Ontology annotation, molecular function: phosphoglycolate phosphatase activity; alkaline phosphatase activity. Lineage: Eukaryota; Fungi; Ascomycota; Pichiomycetes; Serinales; Metschnikowiaceae. The record is from RefSeq and is a predicted model, not a curated record.
AUGUCGAGCAAGAUUACAGACAAGACGCAGGCACAAAGUGUCAUUGACAACUACGAAUAUUUUAUCUUCGAUUGCGACGGAGUGAUUUGGUUGGGAGAUCACUUAUUACCAUCUGUCGUGGAGACGCUCAACCUCUUGAAAGAAAAGAAGAAGAAGGUUAUUUUUGUCACCAACAACUCGACCAAGUCCAGAAAUGAUUACCUUUCAAAGUUCAAGAAGCUUGGUAUCAACGGUAUUGUCAAGGAUGAAGUUUUCGGCUCAUCUUAUGCUUCUGCUGUUUAUGUGGACAAGAUUUUGAAGCUUCCAAAAGACAAGAAAGUUUGGGUCCUAGGUGAAUCGGGCAUUGAGCAAGAGCUACACGAACUAGGAUACCAAACUGUGGGAGGCUCGGAUCCUGCCUUGGUUUCCGAGGGUAAUGUGUUUGACCCAGAACACAAGAUGUUGAACGAAUUAGACGAUUCUGUUGGAUGUGUGAUUGCGGGAUUGACCAUGAACAUCAACUACUUGAAACUCUCUGUGACCAUGCAAUAUUUGCUCAAGGACAACAAGAGCAUUCCAUUCAUUGCAACGAACAUCGACUCUACGUUUCCUCUGAAGGGGAAGUUUUUGAUCGGCGCAGGAUCCAUUAUCGCCACAGUUGCCACUGCGAGCGGCAGAGAACCGGAUGCCAUCUGUGGUAAGCCCAACCAGUCAAUGAUGAACACCAUCAAAGUGGACAAUCCUGCAUUGGCAGAGAAUCCAAAGAAGGGGUUGAUGAUUGGUGAUAGACUCAACACCGAUAUGAAGUUUGGACGCGACGGCGGUUUGGACACCUUGUUAGUGCUCACCGGAGUGGAGACAGAAGAUGGUGUUAAGCAAUUGAGCGCAGAUGAAGCACCUACGUAUUACGCCGACAAGCUUGGCGACUUGUUUGAACUUACCCACUGA